UACAACAGAGGGGUGUGGCGCUGGCUCAGGCCCACAAUGACACACGAACCCCCUUCUGUAGCCUUCACUUCAGUUUCUGGAAGAGUCGGAGGUAGAUCAAGACCGCCGUCAUGUCAGAUUGGAAGAACAAAUGUGAGGCUGAGUGGAGUUUACAGGGUGCACCGAUGCCCGACAGCCUGGACUGGAAGUCCAUCUACGAGGCGAAGCCGCUCAACAGGAAUCUACUGAAGAACACUUCGCCUUUCGGUCUGAGUAAAGACAUCCCUCCACCUGAACCUGAGUUGGCUGAUAUGCCGUCUCAUGGACCUCCACGUUUUACACCCGAAGGUGACUUUGGUGGCUGGACCACGAACACAGAGGUCCUCCCCUAUGACAUGAGUGGCAUCCCACCUAAUGUCGUGGUCUGUCACAUGCCUCAGUUCAGCUGGUUCUCAAUGGAGCAGAUUGUGGACCUGAAAGCAGAGGGACUGUGGGAGGAGCUGCUGGACGACUUUCAGCCUAAAAUUGUCAUCAAUGACUGGUAUGAGGAGAGUCAGUUGCACGACUUCAUCUACGAGCUGCAUGUGAAGUUACUGGGAGUGGACAAAAGCACGGUGAUCGCCGAGCACUCCGUCAGCCCCAAGGACGACCGCAGCAAUUACUCACACACCUGGAAAGAGGUGUCGCACGUGUUCUCCGGGUACGGACCUGGGGUGAGAUAUGUCCACUUCACGCACCGCCUGAAGAAUUCUUUCAUGAUGGAGUUCUUUUCCACAAAGUUCACUGGCAGCUCAGUGAUGGUCGAACCGGUCAAAACCAGCUCGUAGGCUCGAGAGCUGUGUAACACAGUCAGAGCGGCUGACAUGCUUAAUCUAAUCAACACACAUUUGCUGUUAAACGAGUUCCUCUCGCUUUGAUUUGAAUGCACUAUCAAUUUUUAAAGGGUGAAUUAAUUGGUUUUGCUUUAUUGUUUUUAAACAAGGGGCACACUUGAUUUGUUGUAAGGAAUAAGGAAUUAUACAUUGUCCUAAAAUAAAAGUUUUAUAUUUAAAAAUGGAAAAAA
Solea senegalensis (Senegalese sole) is the source of this 1042-nucleotide messenger RNA. RefSeq names its product P1, F-box associated domain containing (gene nccrp1). The record is from RefSeq and is a predicted model, not a curated record. The coding region runs from base 111 to 806 and encodes 231 amino acids. Lineage: Eukaryota; Metazoa; Chordata; Actinopteri; Pleuronectiformes; Soleidae. Gene Ontology annotation, molecular function: ubiquitin protein ligase activity. The transcript is spliced from 6 exons. Gene Ontology annotation, biological process: glycoprotein catabolic process; SCF-dependent proteasomal ubiquitin-dependent protein catabolic process. Gene Ontology annotation, cellular component: cytoplasm; SCF ubiquitin ligase complex.